Messenger RNA from Cordyceps fumosorosea ARSEF 2679, 1449 nucleotides. RefSeq names its product Amine oxidase. The record is from RefSeq and is a predicted model, not a curated record. NCBI's taxonomy places the organism in Eukaryota, Fungi, Ascomycota, Sordariomycetes, Hypocreales, Cordycipitaceae. The coding region runs from base 1 to 1449 and encodes 482 amino acids. Gene Ontology annotation, molecular function: oxidoreductase activity. The transcript has 7 exons.
AUGUCCAAUUCCAUGUAUGACCGAAAACUUCCCGUGAACUACGAAUCAUGGCUACUCCUUGACGCCAACCCUGUUCCUGGUGGACUCGCUUCCACGGAUGUAACUCCUGAAGGCUUUCUCUUCGACGUUGGUGGCCAUGUAGUCUUCUCCCAUUACAAGUACUUCGACGAUGCUCUGAACGAGGCACUUCCUUCCCGCGAUGAUUGGCUUGAGCACCAACGCGUAUGUUAUGUACGCUUCAGAGGUCAAUGGGUUCCAUAUCCGUUCCAGAACAACAUUGCAGCCCUGGAAAAGGAGGAACAGGCGCUCUGCAUGGAGGGCAUUAUCGAUGCCGCGCUUGAGGCCCGAGUACGCUCCCCGACUGACAAGCCAGCGAACUUCGAUGAGUGGAACCAGCGUAAUGUUGGGCUACGAUUGACAGAAAUAUUUAUGAGACCAUAUAAUUUCAAAGUUUGGGCCAUUCCGACCACCGAGAUGAAUGCUUCUUGGGUUGGUGAACGAGUUGCAAGUCCAGAUAUAAAGCUGCUCGCCCGAAAUGUCAUCAUUGGAAAGGUGGCUCCGGGAUGGGGCCCGAAUGCAACUUUCCGCUUCCCUACAAAUGGAGGCACGGGCGGUAUCUGGACCGCCGUCGCGAAAACAUUGCCCGCGAAGCGAACUCGAUUUGGCGAGCACAGUUCAGUGAUCCAUAUCGAUGCCGACUCCAAGACCGUGCAACUCAAGGAUGUCAGGUACAACAACCUCGUCAAUACUAUGGCGCUCGACACCCUUGCGUCCGUGAUGCGAGAUACCAAGCUGGCAGAAAUGUGCAAGUCUCUUCGCUACUCGUCCACUAAUGUCAUCGGAGUUGGUAUUCGUGGUGCCCGACCCGAUCGCAUCGGUGACAAGUGCUGGCUGUACUUUGUCGCAGACGAUUGCCCGUUUUAUCGAGCGACGAUCUUUUCCAACUACUCUCCAAACAAUCAACCCGCUGCGUUUCGCAAACUUCCCACGCUACGCCUCGCCAACGGAGAGAAGGCUAAGACUAGUACACCACAGCAAGGGCCUUACUGGUCCAUUAUGCUAGAAGUCUCUGAGUCGGCGUGUAAGCCGGUUGACCAGAAGACUAUCGUCAAUGAAUGCAUUUCACAACUUAUUGUCAACGACAUGGUUCGCGCAGACGACGAGAUUGUAAGCAUUUACAGCCGUCGCUUCGACCACGGCUAUCCAACGCCGUCCUUGAAGCGCGAUGCUGCGCUGGAAGAGGCCUUGCCUUACCUGAAAAGCAAAGACAUUCUAUCACGUGGUAGGUUUGGAGCUUGGACUUACGAGGUCGGCAAUCAAGAUCACAGUUUUAUGCAAGGUGUUGAGGCUAUUGACAAUAUCUACAAUGGCGGUGCAGAGCUUACUCUCAACUAUCCUGACUUGGUUAACAGGCGUGCUAAUACAGAGCGUCGUCUUCCUGGCUUUUAA